ACUGGUAGCAAAGACGUGGAGGAGACUUCAACAAAGUGAUGAAGAUGAACACCAAAUCCCUAAAACUCCUCAUCUCUCUAUUCAUUCUCAAUUCCAUUACCCUUUAUCUCUAUUUUUCGUCUCACCCUGAUUACUUCCGCCGUCCUUCAUCUUCAACCCCAAACCCUCACCAUUUCCGUUCCUCUUUUCCUCAUCACACAGCUCUGGUUUCUUUGCCUAAUUCCAAUAAACCAUGGCCUAUUUUGCCCUCUUACCUUCCAUGGUCUUUAACCCCUAACACCCCCUUUACAUCUUGUGAAGCCUAUUUUGGUAAUGGGUUCACUCGCUCUCUUCAUCUGCUCAAGCCCUCGCCGGAGAUUUAUCGGAAAUCUGGGAAAGGUGGAGGCGGAGGAGGAUGGUUUAGGUGUUUUUAUAGUCAGACAUUGCGGAGUUCCAUAUGUGAAGGCGGGAGGAUGCGGAUGCAUCCUGAUAAGAUUAAGAUGUCGAUUGGUGGAGAGGAAUUGGAGAGUGUGAUUGGGCGAGGUGAGGAGGAAGAGUUGCCGGAGUUUGAAUCUGGAGCUUUCGAUUUGGAAGUUGGUGAGAAAUCGAAGAGCGUCGGUAAGAAGCUUGCUGAUGAGGGUUUUUUGAAUGAGUUUUUACAGAAAGGACAGAUCUCUAGGCAUACUAUGCGAGAGUUGAUCGAGUCGAUUCAGUUAAUUGGCGCCAAUGAAUUCGAAUGCUCUCAGUGGAUUGAGGAGCCAACACUUUUGGUCACUCGCUUCGAGUAUGCAAACCUUUUUCACACAGUAACGGACUGGUACAGUGCCUAUGUCUCUUCCAGAGUUACUGGCUUGCCAAACCGACCUCAAGUGGUUUUUGUAGAUGGUCACUGCAUGACACCAUUGGAAGAAACAUGGAAAGCUGUGUUCUCGGGUCUAAGAUAUGCUAAAAAUUUCAGCGGUCCAGUUUGCUUUCGUCAUGCUAUCCUCUCGCCUUUAGGGUAUGAAACAGCCAUGUUCAAGGGUCUGUCUGAAGACAUCGAUUGUUACGGAUCACCUGCCCAUGAUUUGUGGCAGAACCCAGAUGAAAAGAAAACCGCCCGAAUAUCAGAAUUUGGGGAGAUGAUUAGAGCUGCAUUUGCACUUCCGUUACAGAGACACCACCAGAAUUCGAAAUCAGGGACACGAAAUCAUAACAUCCUCUUUGUCCGGCGUGAGGAUUAUCUGGCUCAUCCCCGCCAUGGUGGCAAGGUUCAAUCAAGGCUUAGCAACGAACAAGAAGUAUUUGAUGCGUUAAAGAGCUGGUCAUGGAAUCAUACAGACUGCAAAUUGAAUUUAAUCAACGGGCUUUUCGGGCAUAUGUCAAUGAAAGAGCAAGUGAGAGCCAUCCAAGAUGCAUCGGUUAUUGUUGGUGCUCAUGGGGCAGGACUGACUCAUAUAGUGUCGGCAACACCAGAAGCCGAAAUCUUGGAGAUCAUAUCGAAUGAGUUUAGGAGGCCUCAUUUUGCACUAAUUUCUCGGUGGAAAGGUCUCAAAUACCACCCAAUAUAUCUUGGUGGAUCUCAUGCCAACCCAACAAUGGUUAUUGAGAAACUGAGGGACAUUUUGAAGAGCUUAGGAUGUUGAUAGUGGCAUUUGAGUGGGAUUUUGGGGCAUAAAAUUGGUAAAGAAAAUCUUGGAGCAUAGAAUGGGGCAUGAUGAGGGGGGAGAAAUGACAAAUGGUUGGGUUCCCUUUUCUUUAUAUUUUCUUGGAGAUGAUUGAGAUUUGUUGGGGGUUGAGGGUGGGCAAAUUGGUAAUUAUGGUAUGGUGUGAAAGAUGGAAAGGGUAGGCAAAUUGGUAAUUUGAUUUGAUUUGAUUUGAAAGAUAGAUAUAGAUGACAGUGUAGUAUUUGUGAGAGAGAUUUGUAAACAUUACAUUACAUUACAUGGGUAGACUUAUUUUUCGGGAGAUGGGUGACCUCUGGUUUCGUACAGAAUGAUCUUAUGGUAAGUCACGACUGUCGGUUUCGUUUACAGAAGGUGAAUCUUCAGGUGGCUACAGCCUACAAGUGCAUCUGGGUUGAUUUUAUCAUCCUUUUGUCUUUAUUGACGAGCUUAGCUUUGUGGUUAUAUUUGUGAAAGAGGGCAUAAAAAUAAGAGCAAAGGGUGUUUUGUCAAAUUGAGAAUUUCAUUUUCUCUGGGUUUAGAUUAAAUUACACUUUUAGUCCCUGUGUUUGUUGAAAAUUGUUAUUUUCGCUUCUGUACUUUAGAAAUUAUGGUUUUCAUCCAUAUGAUUUACAUUUAUCGUUGUUUUCGUUC
Cynara cardunculus var. scolymus (artichoke) is the source of this 2276-nucleotide messenger RNA. RefSeq names its product beta-(1,2)-xylosyltransferase-like. The transcript is spliced from 3 exons. Bases 39 to 1604 code for a protein of 521 amino acids. Lineage: Eukaryota; Viridiplantae; Streptophyta; Magnoliopsida; Asterales; Asteraceae. The record is from RefSeq and is a predicted model, not a curated record. Gene Ontology annotation, molecular function: glycosyltransferase activity.